CGAAGCCCGCCCAGGCAGAUUGCUUUUCUCAGGCGACGCUGAGGGUAGCUGUGCUCGGUCGUUGUGGUUGUUUCUGGUCUCCCCCGACCCAGCGCCCCGCGACCGAGAGCAUCUCCGCAGAAAACGAGGUCUGAGGAUCAGCCGAGCCCUCGUCCCCAACACUUGGCCUGAAAGCCGGCGCGGUUUUCUAGGAUGUCUGUUGAACUGGAAGAAGCUGACUUGCCGCUGACCGAGGCAGAAGAGGCGCCUCUGGCUCCAGAAAAGAAAGGGGCGGCCAAGAAAGCCAAAGGUGGUGUGUCAGUGCUUUCCCCAUCCAAGAAGAAGAAAAACAACAAGAAAAAGAACCAGCCCGGCAAGUACAGCCAGCUAGUGGUGGAAUCCAUCCGCAAACUGGGCGAGCGUAAUGGCUCCUCGCUGGCCAAAAUCUACAACGAAGCCAAGAAAGUGGCUUGGUUCGACCAGCAAAACGGGCGGACCUAUCUCAAAUACUCCAUCAAGGCUCUGGUGCAAAACGACACUUUGCUCCAAGUGAAAGGCACCGGCGCCAACGGCUCCUUCAAGCUCAACAGGAAAAAGCUGGAGGGGGGAAGCGAAGGAGGCGCCGGAGGCGGUGGCGGCUCCCACGCCAAAUCCCACAAGAAGGCGGUCGUGGCAUCCACUUCGCGGAAGGUCGAGAAGAAGCCCGUCGCCAAGAGCAAAAAGCUGGAGAAGAAAUCUCACAAGAAAGGCGCGGGCGGCGGGACCGCCAAGAAAGACAAGGUGAAAGCGAAGAAAGCCCCCAAGAAAAGCGUCGCUUCCCCCAGCGCCAAAAAGGUGAAAAAAUCGGCGAAGCCCAAGGCUCUCAAGAGCAGGAAAUAAGACUGCCCUCAAACUUGGAGGGAAGAAGCCGCUUCUUGUUGUCUUUCGACCCCAGACUUUUGAGCCCCAAAACGACACUGACUUUAGCUCAAAGCACAGAGCCAUGUUUCCAGCUUUGAUUUUUUUGUCUUUUUGGCCCAGUUUCUGCAUCAUUUCUUCCCUCGGAAGGCGGGUGCGGGUGCGUGUAAAAGAGCACUUCGCUUUCUCCACCGAUCCCCGUCGAGAUCAUUGGGACAUUUUGGAUCGUGGAAAGAUUAUGCCUUCACCUCCCACCCUUUUCUUUUUAUUGGAGUAUUGUUGCCGCUGAAGCUUGAUUUUCUGCUUUCGUGUUCUGCAAAAGUAGCGUGAUAUCGUUAUAAAUACUCCCCCACCCACAUCUGGGCGAGGUUCGGCCCCUCGUCAUCAGCCUCCGGUUACUGCAGGGGGAAGGGAUCGUUCUUGAUGGGUUCCUAAACUUUGAACUACCAGCAGCCUCGGUCGCUCCCUCUUUAAAAGCGGGGAUGUCAUGGCAACAGCCUGUUGGAUGCACAGGCGUCCGCACAGUUCCUGGCCAGGAGUGCUGGCGGCGCUGUAUGCGGGGUGGAGUAGGGUGGGGGCGGUCGCAUGGGACCAAGUGACCAGCAGAGUAGCUGAUUUUACCUCGGAGACUUGCGCAAUCACUGCAGAUUUGAAAUACGUAUCUAGCCGAAUCGGGGGGAGGGGGGAAAUGCAGUUCACUUUUGCCUGCAAGAUUUUGUAUCGUCCUUUUCAGGUCUCGUCUUCAAAUGCCUUUUUAAAAAAUUUCCUCGUGUUUUUGUUCAAUAAACCGUUUAAAACAUUUUUCUCA
This is a messenger RNA of Crotalus tigris (Tiger rattlesnake), 1684 nucleotides long. Its product is annotated as histone H1.10. Bases 193 to 858 code for a protein of 221 amino acids. Gene Ontology annotation, biological process: nucleosome assembly. The record is from RefSeq and is a predicted model, not a curated record. Gene Ontology annotation, cellular component: nucleosome. NCBI's taxonomy places the organism in Eukaryota, Metazoa, Chordata, Lepidosauria, Squamata, Viperidae. The transcript has a single exon. Gene Ontology annotation, molecular function: structural constituent of chromatin; DNA binding.